Messenger RNA from Adineta ricciae, 1059 nucleotides. NCBI's taxonomy places the organism in Eukaryota, Metazoa, Rotifera, Eurotatoria, Adinetida, Adinetidae. The record is from the annotation of a GenBank genome assembly.
AUGGUGUCCAAUCAUUCAUACAGUUAUUGUAACAUUCAAGAUUGGGCACAACCUGCUUUAGCUUCUUGCCAUGUCUUAAAAUGGAUUGGUGGUUAUCUCUGUUUCGUAUUUCUUUCGGGUAUUGUGUUCAAUGGAAUUAUAUUAAUUAUUCAUCUUGAAAAUAGGAAACGUCGUUCACCUAUUGAAAUUUUCAUAUUAGCGUUGUGUCUUUCCAAUCUUACUGCUACUAUUCUAGGCAUUCCAUUACCACUUACGUCUAAUUUAGCUUGCCGGUGGUUAUAUGGUAAAUACUUAUGCUAUUACGAGGGUUUCGUUGCCUAUUUCGUUGGAAUGGUUGGACUAUAUUUACUAACAUCAUUAUCAUUAAAUAGAUAUUGGAUGAUUGUAACACCACAUCGAGAAUAUUUUCUUACCUUUCAAACUGCUUACAUAUCCGUGAUUUUGUCUGUACUUGGAGGACUGUUUUGGGCUGCAGCACCUAUAUUCGGCUGGAACGAUUAUACGUUGGAAGGUGUACUAACCUCAUGUUCAAUAUGUUGGCAAGCGCGAACAGUUAAUGUAAUCAGCUACAAUGUUGCUAUGUUUAUUUUCGCCUAUGUUUUACCAUUAUUUAUUAUGGCUUAUUGUAAUAUUUGUAUAUAUCUCAAAGUACGAGAAGUGACAAGAAUGAAAGCGUUACGGUUCGUGCAAAGGCACAUAUCGAAGACAUACUGCAAGCGGCAAACCAUGGAACGGCAUAUUGCCAAAUCAGUAUUUCUCAUCAUUUUCGGAUUCACUGUUGCAUGGACACCAUAUGCUAUUGCUGCAUUUAUCUCUUCAUUUUUGUCUCCUACUCUAAUUUCACCUCUAGGUGGAACCUUACCAGCUAUAUUUGCCAAAUCAUCUAUAUAUUUCAAUCCACUUAUUUAUAUCAUUUCGAAUUCGCAUAUUCGUUCCAAGGUGUUCUCUCGGCGAACACCAUUUAGGAACUCAGACGUUUCUAUUCCAGUGAAAGUACCCUAUCAAUUAGCGAAUACUCCUCUCAAAUCCCAAAUUGUGGUCAAUAAUAGCUCAAAAUGA